AAAAUAUAUAACCUUUCACUUGUAUAGGGCGACACGGAUUUUGGUGACAGCAAUGACGGCAUGGACUCAGAUACGAGCACUUCUUCCAGUAAUAGUAAACAGGUUGUUGUGGGCAUCUGUGCAAUGGCCAAGAAGACACAAUCGAAGCCUAUGAAGGAGAUAUUGACACGACUCGGCGAGUUUGAGUUCAUCAAGCUGGUUACUUUUGAGGAAAAUGUGAUAUUGAGAGAGCCUGUGCAAAAUUGGCCCAUAUGCGAUUGUCUUGUGUCUUUUCAUUCCAAGGGCUUUCCACUGGAAAAGGCUAUCGAGUAUGCCCAGCUACGCAAUCCCUUUGUGCUCAACAAUUUGCAUAUGCAAUACGAUAUACAGGACAGACGACGAGUUUAUGCCAUUCUGGAAAAAGAGGGCAUUGAGAUACCGCGUUAUGCUGUGCUCGAUCGAGAUUCUCCUGAUCCGAAACAUCAUGAACUUAUUGAGUCUGAAGAUCAUGUGGAGGUCAAUGGAAUUACAUUUAAUAAACCAUUCGUUGAAAAACCCGUUUCGGCCGAGGAUCACAACAUCUAUAUCUACUAUCCGACAUCUGCUGGCGGCGGUAGUCAGCGUUUAUUUCGUAAAAUCGGUAGCCGCAGCAGCGUUUACUCACCGGAAUCGCGUGUCCGUAAAACUGGAUCAUUCAUCUACGAGGACUUCAUGCCUACCGAUGGCACUGAUGUGAAGGUCUACACUGUUGGCCCAGACUAUGCCCAUGCGGAGGCACGCAAAAGCCCAGCGCUCGAUGGCAAAGUAGAGCGCGAUAGCGAAGGAAAAGAAAUCCGCUAUCCAGUUAUACUCAAUCACUCGGAGAAGCUUAUCUCGCGCAAGGUGUGCCUUGCCUUUAAACAGACUGUUUGCGGCUUUGAUUUGCUGCGCGCCAAUGGCAAAAGCUAUGUCUGCGAUGUCAACGGAUUUAGUUUCGUAAAGAAUUCUAAUAAGUACUACGAUGACUGCGCUAAAAUAUUGGGCAACAUGAUAUUGCGAGAGCUGACACCGACCCUUCACAUACCUUGGUCUGUGCCAUUUCAAUUAGACGAUCCUCCCAUUGUGCCCACAACUUUUGGCAAAAUGAUGGAGUUGCGCUGCGUGGUGGCAGUCAUACGCCAUGGCGAUCGCACGCCCAAACAGAAAAUGAAGGUCGAAGUGCGACAUCCCAA
Molecule: messenger RNA, 1190 nt
Organism: Drosophila arizonae
Lineage: Eukaryota; Metazoa; Arthropoda; Insecta; Diptera; Drosophilidae
Product: inositol hexakisphosphate and diphosphoinositol-pentakisphosphate kinase
Biological process (GO): inositol metabolic process; inositol phosphate biosynthetic process
Cellular component (GO): cytosol
Molecular function (GO): inositol hexakisphosphate kinase activity; 5-diphosphoinositol pentakisphosphate 1-kinase activity
Source: RefSeq, a predicted model, not a curated record